GAAAAAGUAGGUUCUACAAUGGCCGAGAGCGAGAAACCGAGCAAAAAUGAGUUGAAACGCAGAGCUAAAGCUGACAAGAAAGCAAAGGAAAAGGAAGCAAAGAAGCAAGUCUCUGGUGCUGUGCUAAGUGAGGCAAAGCAGGAGAAGCAAGUGGCUACUGUAAAUGAAGAUGAGCUUGAUCCAAACCAAUACUUUGAGAUUCGCUCUCGAGCCGUGUCAUCUAUGAAAGAAGCUGGAGAAUAUCCAUAUCCUCAUAAAUUUCAUGUAUCAUGUUCUCUCAGUGACUUCAUCAAGAAAUAUGAUCAUUUGGAGGCUGGAGAACAACAGACUGAUGUCAAACUUAGUUUAGCUGGAAGGUUACAAGCAAAGAGAGAGAGUGGGAAAAAUCUUAUAUUUUACGAUCUACGAGGUGAAGGGACUAAAUUGCAAUUAGUCGCUGAUGCUCGAAAUGAUCCUCAAGGUUUUGAUGAGGUGCAUCCAAAGUUGAGACGAGGAGAUAUUGUGGGAGUCAAAGGAUAUCCUGGUAAAACCAAGAAAGGGGAACUCAGCAUAUUUGCAUUUUCUACAACACUUCUUUCACCGUGCCUUCAUCAACUUCCACACUUGCACUUUGGACUCAAAGACAAGGAAACACGAUAUAGAAAACGCUAUUUAGAUCUCAUUGUGAAUGACAGCGUUCGCAAUAAGUUUAUAACAAGAUCUAAGAUUGUUCAUUUUGUGAGACAUUUUCUUGAUGAGUUGGGAUUUUUGGAAAUUGAAACUCCAAUGAUGAACAUGAUACCUGGAGGAGCAGCUGCCAAACCUUUUGUUACACACCACAAUGAUUUGAAUAUGCAACUGUAUAUGAGGGUAGCACCAGAACUGUAUCAUAAGAUGCUGGUUGUCGGUGGCAUUGAUCGAGUCUAUGAAAUCGGUCGCCAAUUUCGAAAUGAAGGAAUUGACUUGACUCACAAUCCAGAGUUUACAACAUGUGAAUUCUACAUGGCAUAUGCUGACUACAAUGAUCUGAUGGUGAUCACUGAGACAAUGUUGUCAGGCAUGGUAAAACAUCUAACAGGUGGUUACAAAGUGACUUAUCAUCCAACUGAAGAUGAAGAGUUAAUUCUUGAUUUUACACCUCCAUUUAAGAAGGUCAGCCUCAUUUCUGAACUUGAGAAAGUUCUGAAGGUCAAGUUUCCUCCAGCAGAGAGCUUGGACACUGAAGAAGCAAGACAGUUUUUGUCUGAUUUGUGUGACAAACAUGGUGUGGAAUGUGCUCAUCCAAGAACGACAACUAGACUUAUUGACAAGCUAUGUGGCGACUUUGUAGAAAGUCAGUGUGUCAGUCCAACAUUUAUUUGUGAUCAUCCAGAAGUCAUGAGUCCUUUAUCUAAGUGGCAUAGAGAGCAUCCUGGUCUUACUGAAAGGUUUGAAUUAUUCACUGCAUACAAGGAAAUUGUCAAUGCUUACACCGAACUAAAUGACCCUGUUGUACAAAGAGAGAGAUUUGCUCAACAAGCUAAGGACAAGGCUGCAGGAGAUGAUGAAGCUCUCAUAAUUGAUGAGAAUUUCUGCACAUCUCUUGAAUAUGGAUUGCCACCAACUGGCGGCUGGGGCUUAGGUAUUGAUCGUCUGACAAUGUUCUUGACCGACUCUAACAACAUCAAGGAGAUACUCUUCUUUCCCGCUAUGAAGCCUAACGAGCAGAACGCUGGAGACUCGACUGCAAGCGAUGAAAAGAUGGGAGACACUGAAACUGAACUGUAGAACCGAAUCAAGCCCGAAGAUGCUAACCUGUCUCCGGGGAGUUUUUAAUUACGUUGAAUGUCACGUGAUUAAGACACUUGUGAUCGAUACUGUAGUGAAAAAGAAACUGUCAUUGCGAUUUGGCGUCUUCAGAAAAGAGAGAAAUGAACCAUCGUGGUUGUCAGGUGGGCAGCAGUCGCCGAUGGUUCUAGUCAAU
Corticium candelabrum is the source of this 1942-nucleotide messenger RNA. Its product is annotated as lysine--tRNA ligase-like. Gene Ontology annotation, molecular function: lysine-tRNA ligase activity; ATP binding; tRNA binding. Lineage: Eukaryota; Metazoa; Porifera; Homoscleromorpha; Homosclerophorida; Plakinidae. Gene Ontology annotation, cellular component: mitochondrion; cytosol; cytoplasm. The record is from RefSeq and is a predicted model, not a curated record. Bases 19 to 1746 code for a protein of 575 amino acids. The transcript has 14 exons. Gene Ontology annotation, biological process: lysyl-tRNA aminoacylation.